Messenger RNA from Didymodactylos carnosus, 1170 nucleotides. Lineage: Eukaryota; Metazoa; Rotifera; Eurotatoria; Philodinida; Philodinidae. The record is from the annotation of a GenBank genome assembly.
AUGCUGUAUCAUGCGAUUUUGGGAAUUUUCUUAUUAUUUACUUCUGUAAGUCCCGAAUUACAACCUCUAAAAAUUCAAGUUGCAGUUGGUGCACCAUUUUCAUUCAAAUGUUCAAGAGACGAUUCCGUCUAUUUUGGACAAAGAAAAAAUAGCGAUAUCGAUUGGCAUGAAAUUGAAGAUGAUUCACAAACAACAAACAGUGGUGCCUAUUUAAAUUUACAUUUUGAUCUUAAUCAAAUCGACAAUACGCUCACGGUUACAUGUGACUCAGCGCAACAAAAACAUGUCGGUUUCUACGGUUGUCGAAAAGCACGAUGGACCACAGCAGAGAUGGAUAAAAGUUAUCAGAUAAUAUUAAUUGGUAUAAUCACAUUAAGCGGAUCAAAAGCAGACAGCGAACACUUUGCGGACAAAAGUCCAAAAAGCGGACCAGUUGGCAAUCCUAAUCCAAGUGCAUAUGAACAACGAAAUGAUAAUAUCCAAGAGUUUUAUUGGAACUACAUUUGUUCUGGUCCAAGCCAGUCUUGUUCUCGAAUCGAUGAUGAAUAUGAUCUCACAAAAAGUACAAUAGAAAUUGCUGAUGGAACCCAUAUAGAAUUUCUAUGUUGUGCAACCGUGACAGGUUACAAAAAUGUUUAUAUUGAUUUGGAACGAGUUGGUAACAGUGGUGGUAUAGAAACAACUCGAAAUCGUCAAGAUGAUGAUUCAAUUGUGCUAUGUGGUCAACAAAAAACAAUGUUUAUAAAAUCAAAGAAAAAACAACAGCAACAACAAUUCAGAUGUGCGUUAACUACUGAUGAUAAAAUAUCGACAUUAUCAAGCUCGAUAAAAAUAAAGAAAGCUCUAGUAAACAAUGAACCAGAUGUCAGUUAUACUCUACGACAAGAUGAUCGAUAUUACCCUGGUACAACAAAAAAAACUAUGAAUAAAAUACAACGAAAAAGAUUAGUAGCUGGAAAAUUCUUUGCGAUUAUUGUUGGUGCAGUGGUCGGUGGUAUUUUGAUAUCAAUUAUAAGUGUGGUAGCGUGUAUCGUUUGGCGCAAGAGAGCUUCUUCAAGCUUGAAAGGCGUUGAUAGUCGAGAUUGUCAGAAGAAAAAUUAUUGGGCACUUAUCUUGAUCUGCAGAUUUAAUAACAGUACUAAUAAUUUACUGUUAAAUUAUGGAUAUUAG